Molecule: messenger RNA, 3243 nt
Organism: Perca flavescens (yellow perch)
Lineage: Eukaryota; Metazoa; Chordata; Actinopteri; Perciformes; Percidae
Product: protocadherin gamma-A2-like
Exons: 1
Coding region: 99-2561 (820 amino acids)
Biological process (GO): homophilic cell-cell adhesion
Cellular component (GO): plasma membrane
Molecular function (GO): calcium ion binding
Source: RefSeq, a predicted model, not a curated record
UAGAGCAUGAUUAACUCAGCUAGAGAAGCAGGGGACCGCUGGACUGCAGCAGCAUUUUUAGUUCGAUAUUUGAUGUAUAUGUUUAGGAUUUAGCUAUCAUGGCGACAGUGCUUCUGUUUUUGAAAGCAUGUUUAAUAAUGGACCAGCGAAUACACUUAAAAUGGUGGCUGCAUUUUUUAUUGUUUUGCCUCCUUUUUGGUGUUUCGUUUGGAGAAGUCCGUUACAUCCUUCCAGAGGAGAUGCAGCGGGGCUCGGUUAUCGGGAAUGUAGCGCGGGAUCUGGGGCUGAAAGUGACGGAGCUUGAUGCUCGUAGAACCCGUGUUGUAGCCGAAGGAACUAGCCAGCUGUGUGAACUGGACACUGCAUCAGGCAAUCUUUUGAUCAGCCAACGGAUAGAUCGAGAGGAGCUCUGCGCGCAAGCCAGUGUCUGCAUCCUACAGUACCAGCUUUUAUUUGAAGAUCCUCUUCAAGUAUACAGCUUAGUUUUGGAUAUUGCUGAUAUAAAUGACAACAGCCCAGUUUUCGCUGCAGGGAAGAUACAACUAGAUGUAGUCGAAUCCACAGUUCUAGGGAGGCGCUUUCCGUUGGAGAGUGCGCAUGACCCCGAUCUGGGAACCAACUCAGUCCGUGAAUAUAAACUGAGCCCGAACGAUCAUUUUGCACUGGAAAUGAGUACCCAAAUAAAUAGCAAUGCUUAUCCGGAACUAGUUCUUAAAAAGUCCUUGGACCGGGAGGCACAAGCUGAACAUAUACUGAAAAUCAAUGGAAUCGACGGGGGAAAUCCGGUCAGAUCAGGAACUGCUUCUAUCCAUAUCCGUGUUUUGGACGCCAAUGACAAUGUCCCAGUUUUUAGCCAACGAGUUUACAAAGCCUCUGUGCCAGAGAACUCUGCCAUAGGGACUGGCAUAGCCAUGCUGAAUGCCACGGACUCAGAUGAAGGUGUUUAUGGAGAGAUAACCUACUCAUUCAGUCACCUGUCAGACAAGAUGGGAGGAAUUUUUGAAAUUAACCCUUUGAGUGGAGAAGUUCGGGUGGCAGGUGCUAUUGACUAUGAAGAUGCUAGUAUGCACGAGCUGGAUGUUCAGGCUAAAGAUGGGGGUGGUCAGGCGUCUCACUGUAAACUUAUAAUUGACGUCAUUGACGUAAAUGACAAUAAACCCAUGAUGGAAAUAAAGUCAGCCUCUGCUAACGUGGCUGAAGACUCUAAACCAGGAACUAUGGUUGCUCUGAUUAAUAUUUAUGACCUGGACACUGGAAACAGUGGGCGCGUCACGUGUACAAUCCCAGACAAUGUUCCUUUUAAAUUUGUAUCAGAGGUAAAAAACUAUUACAUGUUAGUGACUGACGGAGUACUAGACAGAGAACUUGAACCCGAGUAUAACAUCACAAUCACUGCCACUGAUGCGGGCUCCCCCUCGCUUUCUAGUGUAAAAGUUUUAACAAUCGUGGUCAAUGAUAUAAAUGAUAAUCCACCGAGUUUUACGCAGAGCGAGUACAAUUCCAACAUCUUAGAAAACCAACCCGUUGGCUCGUUUGUGAUGAAAGUAAAAGCAGAGGACAUUGACGACGGAACUAAUGCUAAAAUACUAUACCAAAUAUCAAAGGACACACAGUCAGAAGUGUCCUCCUUCCUCACCAUCAACUCAGACACAGGGGAGCUCUUCACAUCACGCCUAUUUGAUUACGAACAGUCCGUUUACUUUCAAAUUAAGGUGACAGCUCGAGAUGGAGGCGACCCUCCACUCUCCACCACCUGCACUGUAAACGCUUUUAUUAAGGACCAAAAUGAUAAUGCACCUGUUGUCUUAUAUCCCGUCCAAACCACGGGGUUUAUUGCUGAGGAUAUGGUGCCAGUUGAAGCGCCUAGAGGUUACCUGGUUACUAAGGUGGUAGCUGUGGACGCCGACUCUGGCCAUAACGCCUGGCUGUCUUACAGAAUAAUCAAAGCAACGCGGCCUAACCUGUUUAUGGUCGGUCUGCAUACAGGAGAAAUCAGAACGGUGCGUGCGUUCAUGGAGGACGACGAACCGAAACAAACUGUUGUUGUUUUAGUAACCGAUAACGGGCCCGAAUCUCUCUCCGCCACCGCUACAGUCAGCGUAGUCAUUGGGGACGGGUUGCCUGUUUUAAACGAACUCUUUGAGUUUGCAGAUGAGUCACAGGACAGCGAUAACUUAACGCUCUAUUUGAUUAUCGCUCUGAUAGCGGUUUCCUCUCUUUUCAUCCUUUUAAUCAGUGGAGUGUUUUAUGUUAAGCUCUGCAGGCGUAGUUAUGUAUACCGUUCAACGACUGCUCUCCCCGUUUUCCCCACGACUUACUGCCCCACUAGUUUUGCAGACGUAAGCCGUAGUGGGACCCUGCUGAAAGAUGACCGGUAUGAUUCAUUCUUGACCACAGGGUCGUGGAGAGGCGAUUUUCGUUUCGGUUCAAGUACAGACACUGACACACUGAAGCAAAGAAGUGCAGCCUAUCAAAAAAAUACGCUAAGGCGCACGAGUACAGACAGAGCUGGUCUGAAGGUGAGGGCAGGUGCACCGCAUCCUUGUUAUGUGGUCAAAUGAGAGUCGUCCAUAACAUUGUGUAUUUAUUGUAAAUAUGAUCCCUAUGAGGUGAAUUAAAUGUUGACCCUUUGACUGCCAAAUAUUAUGUUUACAAUGUUAGCAUUGUAUUUGUGAUUGGAUAUGUUGUCAAUGCCGUGUUUAAUGUGUUUUGUAAUUUACUUGGAGUUUUGCUAACAACCUUAACCUCAUCACACCACGACCUUAGACGGUAAUCGUAACCCAAUAUUUUCGAAAAUAGUAUCAUAUUAGCAUAAAAAAAUAAUAUUUCUAUUUACUCAGUUUUGUUUGCCUUUUUCGAAAUCACAGAUUGAAAAAGUUUACACCAGUUUGUUCUAACUUAGUAAGGCUUGUUUUGUUUGCCUGCCUCUUUUAAUUCUUAUUCUGUAACUACUUACUAGUAUUAUAUAUGCAUGGUUGAGCUUUCUGACUACUUUAUUUCCUUCCUUGAUAAUAACAAUACAGUUCAGGAACUGUAGUACUAUCUGUUAAUAUUUUGCUUUGUCCAUGAUAUAGGCAUCUUUUUCUCUGUUAAUGUUUUUGGGGAAAAACCUUUGCCUUUGCACUUUUAUUUUCCAUUUUUUGACUUGGAAUACACUGCAGCCACGUUUUGAGAAUGCCAUGUUAUUUUUCACAAAAUACCAUGAUUUGUUGUGUGACAGAGAUAUAUUACAAGCUUUGCACU